AUGUGGUACGACGUGGGUACCUGGCAGGGACUUUGUGCGACUCGAUUUCUUGUUCAAGCUCAAAGCCCAGCGAGCGAUGAGGGCAGUGCGAGUACGGACAGUGUCCUGGCCCUCGGCCUUGUCUUUGCCUUGUCUUUGCCUUGCCUCGUCUUUGCCUUGCCUUGUCUUUGCCUUGCUGUGUGGGUUCGAGUCCUGUACUCUGCAGUACGCACGAACUCAUCGGAUCGAAAUCAACCGACCGGGCUUGCAAAGAAGGCGCAGCCCGGCUCACUUGCGAGGCGGCGACAGCCGGUCCUCCUUGUUCCUGCAAUGGAACCUCAAGACGGGACACAGGAUGGUGUGCGUGAGCUCCCACAAACGGGCACAACAUGUGCGUGCCCCAUUCUCGCACUCCAUUUUCGGGCUUGGUGCUCCAUUCUCGCACUCGAUGCUGUCGACAUCUCGUCCGGCAUCGACCUAACCUCCUCCUCCUCCUCCUCCUCCUCAUUUACCCAUUCCACAAUGCCCUUUGGACGAGUGAUUGUUCCCUCUCACAUGCCCGAUGCACGACACGGCACCGACCGUUGUGCUGCUCCAGCCCAGGCGGUACGGCCGAGUAGGGAACCGUUCCGGCCUCAAAAGGCGCUAGAGUGUGGUUUCGCUCAAACUCUCCUUGGAUCGUUCUUUGCCCAACCAAGGUAA
Molecule: messenger RNA, 681 nt
Organism: Trichoderma aggressivum f. europaeum
Lineage: Eukaryota; Fungi; Ascomycota; Sordariomycetes; Hypocreales; Hypocreaceae
Exons: 2
Coding region: 1-681 (226 amino acids)
Source: RefSeq, a predicted model, not a curated record